AUGCCCUAUCAUACAAAUGAACAAUUAAAAACUUAUACCGAAGAUAAAAGAAAUUUAAAAAUAUCAUCAAAAGAACCUAAUUAUCUAUAUACUCAUCAUGAUCAAGCUAGAUUAAAAUUAGGAAUACAACACAGUAGUAAUGAUGGUCCAAUUUUUUAUUCAACUUCAAAUUCAAUUAAAUUCAAUAAUUCAAUAAUUUCAAGAAGUUUUUAUUUGUUGAUGACUUUUAUUGCUUUAUUGAUUGUUUUAAGUGCUUUAGUAUUUGGAAUUAGAGAAUAUCAAUUAUCAUUCAAACGUAAAAUUAAAUCUCGUCAAGAAGAAAGUUGUAAACUAGAAUCAAAUAGUUCUAAUAUUGAUGAUGAAAAAAUAAAUUCUUCAUGGAAAUCACCUGUAAAAUUUGAUGCUAAUGUUGGUUUAAGAAAAGAAGAUGAAGUUCAAAGUUUAGAAAAUGUAAUUCAAGCAUGUGGAGAAGUUGAAAAUUUAAAAAGUGGUACAGGAUUAACUAAAUUUUUAGAUAAUGGUGGUAUAAAUGGUGGAGGUGGUAUAACAUUAAAUAAUGUUAAAAAUUAUAAUAAAUUAGGAACAAGUAAUUGGAAAUUUCCUAAAUAUAAAUUAUCAAGUAAAGCUAUGAGUGUUAAUGUUACUACCAAUUCUAAUUCUAACCAACAAGGGAGUGGAAAAACUAGUAAAGUUAGUGGUAUUAGUGAUAAAUCAAUUUCAAAAUAUGGUAGGAAACAACAAAGUAAAUUUAUCAAACAGCAGCAGCAACAACAGCAUAGAAGAUAUUCAGUUGAGGAAUUAUUGAAAAUGAAUGGAACUCAUUCAAAUACAAUUGAUUUUCAACAAUUAAUGUCUUCUGGUAUGCAAAAAAUUCAAAUAUCUCAAUUAAUUAAUUGUUCAAUAAGAAUCCCAAAAUUAAGGUUUUUAAAUGCAUGGCAAGCAUGUACCAAAAUAUCAGAAAUAAAAACAAUAUUAUUUGAUUCAUCAAAUGAUAAAAUUUUAAAAAUUUUAGCCAUAUUACAAUUAAUUUCAUUUGGAAAACAUGAUUUUGUAUUUGAUAAUCCAAAUAUUUUUUUAUCAAAUUUUAAUGAAUUUAUUGAAAAUUUAAUUGAUUCAUGUAUUAUAUUUGAGUUAUUUACCAUAUGUAAUAAUUGGUUACAAUCAUUAAUUAUUGAAUUUUUCUUAAUGUAUUUUUGGUCUCAUGCAAAAUAUAAAGAAAUGGAUUUAAAAUGUAAAAUUAUAUCACAACAAUUUUUAAACUGGAAUUUAUAUAAACCAACAAUACAAGAUAAAUUUUUAAUUUUUAGAAUGUUAUGUAAUUUAUAUUUGGGUAUUAAAUCAUUAAAUUCAAUUACUAUAUUAAAAGAAAAUGAAAUUAAAUUAAGUAUCGUUAUUAGAGAUUUUAUUAAACAUAGUUUAUGUAAUGAUUAUAUUCAAAUUUUACCAAUGCUUAUUAAAGCAAUAGAUGUUUCAAAUUCUCAAGAAAAAUUAAAAUUAUUUUUUUAUGAAAUGAUUAAAAUAUUAAUUCAAAAACAUAAGCAUUGUUGUAUGAAUGAAUAUCUUCAUGAUAUUAAUAAUUAUGAAUUAAAAAAAAUAAUUCAAUAUGGUUUACAACAAUAUCCUCAAUCAAAUCAAAUUUAUAAAAAGGCAAAUGAUAUUUAUAAAUUGAUUAUUGAUGAUAACCACAAUAACAGGCAAACAAAUCUGGGAAAUACUUCAAAACAUUGGUAUUUCACAUCUUCAAUUAACGAUCAUAUAGAAAAUGAAAAUCAAUUAAUCGCUGAAGCUAUACCUUUAUCUACAGAAUAUGUAGAAAGAUUUUUUACACCAGAUAAAAAAAUAAAUUCAACUCAAUCUAAACAAGAUGAAAUAAGUGAUAAUUUGUUAAAACAAAUUGACAAUGAAAAUAUUGAUGAGAAUUUUGAAGAUUCAAAAUCUGGGGAAUUUGAAGAAUUUACUUCAUGGCAAAUUGGUUAUUUAUCAAAUAAGCCUUAG
Molecule: messenger RNA, 1995 nt
Organism: Lodderomyces pseudojiufengensis
Lineage: Eukaryota; Fungi; Ascomycota; Pichiomycetes; Serinales; Debaryomycetaceae
Exons: 1
Coding region: 1-1995 (664 amino acids)
Source: RefSeq, a predicted model, not a curated record